Messenger RNA from Penicillium soppii, 543 nucleotides. RefSeq lists its product as uncharacterized. Bases 1 to 543 code for a protein of 180 amino acids. The record is from RefSeq and is a predicted model, not a curated record. The transcript has a single exon. NCBI's taxonomy places the organism in Eukaryota, Fungi, Ascomycota, Eurotiomycetes, Eurotiales, Aspergillaceae.
AUGACCAGCAACCGCCCCUUCUUCUCCAACUUCCUAGCGGCCUUCCGCGCCCAGUCAACCUACAAGCCCUCAGCGCCAGCCCCACAAACUCUCACAACAGCCCAAAUCUCCCAGAGCGCCCGCGCCAUCGCAACAAAAGCCGCCAACUCCCAAGGUCCAACACAUCCCACAUCCACCUCACCCUCAACCUCCUCCCACCACCACCAACACCACCACACACACUCAUCCACGCAAGCAACACCCGCAGGCCCUGUCCAAGGCCCGUCCCAAACCCAACACUACCACGCCGAACAAUCCCAGACUUCCACAUCCACAUCCACCCCGAUCCCGAUCCGCAGCCCCGCUGAUCGCCAGCGUCGCGGGAGCGACUCCUCCAGUGGGUCGGGUGGAUUCCGCGAUGCUAUCGGCCCUGAGAAGUGGUAUAUUGGCGGCCGGACGCCGGCGGGCGAAGAGCGCUUCUAUCGUCUCGGUAUGGUUACGAAGGGGGGUGGACGGCUGGGUGGGUCGGGCAGGGUCGGCAGCAUCGAUCAGUUGAGCCUGUGA